Messenger RNA from Aphis gossypii (cotton aphid), 2320 nucleotides. RefSeq names its product actin-like protein 6B. The transcript is spliced from 5 exons. Gene Ontology annotation, cellular component: NuA4 histone acetyltransferase complex; SWI/SNF complex. The coding region runs from base 398 to 1666 and encodes 422 amino acids. The record is from RefSeq and is a predicted model, not a curated record. Gene Ontology annotation, molecular function: chromatin binding; aspartic-type endopeptidase activity. Gene Ontology annotation, biological process: proteolysis; regulation of transcription by RNA polymerase II; nervous system development. Lineage: Eukaryota; Metazoa; Arthropoda; Insecta; Hemiptera; Aphididae.
AUAAAAUGCUUACUGUGGAUGGAGUCUAAUGCACUGUGUAAAUAAUUUGACGCAUAUAAAUUAUAAAUUUUAAACGGAAAAUCUCUAGAUGAGAUGCGCUAUUCAUGCAUAUGUUAAUCGUUAAGUGUUUGUACCUAUAGUACAUACCUAAAAAUUAUAUGGUCCCUUCCUCGACGAGAUGCGUAAGUAUACGGCCUCUAUCGUACUAUUAACAAUCAAUGGCCGGCCGACCGAACGGUUCGGUUAGUAUCAGAGUUAUAGAUAGAACUGUUAUCAAUGAUAUCCAUCCACUGACUGUGAAUCACGGAUCGUGGUUAGUAUCGUCAGUACACUCAAGUGGUUAGGACGUAGUUAAUCCUCGUGUAUGUGGUGCUCAUUAUAAAUAAAUAUUUAAAUCAUGAGUGCUGGCAGGUUUGAUAACUUUAGCGCACACAAUCCGAUAGUGUUCGAUGUGGGAUCUCAUUCAAUACGUUUUGGGUACUCUGAGAGCAAUUCACCAAGUUCGGAUAUACCAGCAGUGAUCGGUAGCUUGUUGGAUGGCACGGAGUCGACCGCACGUAAUGAUCGUAUCAAAGAGGAUUUAACGUAUUAUGUGGACACCAACACUUUGUGUGUCCCGCGUGAAGGCAUGGAACUUAAAAACUUUAUGAAAAAAGGCAUGAUUGAAGAUUGGGAUGCUUUUGAAUACCUAAUGGAUUAUGCUUAUUCAAAAUGUUUAUUCACUGAUCCUAAGCAUCAUCCUGUUUUAUUUACUGAAGCACCAUUUAAUUUAAAACAAAAAAGAGAGAAACUUUUGGAGUUAAUGUUUGAAAAAUACAAAGUGCCAGGAAUUAUAAUUUGCAAGAACGCUGCAGCAGCAGCUUUUUCUUGUAGCAUCCCAACAGGUGUUAUUGUUGAUAGUGGUGCUACACAUACAUCUGUCAUCCCAAUACAUCAAGGAUAUGUAAUGUGUAAUGCUAUUGUCAGUACUUCAAUGGGAGGAGAUAAAAUGCUAAAAAGAUGUGACGAGUACUUAGAUAAAAAUAAAAUUGAUAUUAUUCCACAUUACCUUGUUGCUAAAAAACAAAGAGUAAAAGCAAGAGAAGUACCAAUAUGGUCUAUGAAAAAUACACUCCCUAAAGUAACUGAUGCUUGGCAUAACUACAUGCGUAAAUCAGUUCUUGAAGACUUUCAGCAUACCGUUUUAGAAGUAGCUGAAAAUCCACUUGAUAAUGAUGUAUUAUUAAACUAUCCAACUUGUCAUUAUGAGUUUCCUAAUGGAUACAAUCAGAUAUUUGGCGAUGAAAGGUUUAAAAUACCUGAAGUCUUAUUCAAUCCUGAUAAUGAACAUAAAACUUGGUUAGGCCUAAGUCAACUUGUUCACCUCUCUGUAUCAAUGUGUAAAAGAAACUUGAGAAAUGUAUUAUAUGACAAUAUUAUACUUACUGGUGGAAAUUCUUUGAUAAAAGGUUUUGCACGGAGAUUAUACUGUGAUAUUGCUACGGAUUUAAAACAUACAAGAUUUAAAUUAACUGCACCUGUCAAUUCAAUUAAUAGAAGAUUUGGGGCAUGGAUUGGUGGCUCAUUAUUUGGUAUAACUGAUAAAUUUAAUCAUUUGUGGCUUAGCAGCAGUGAUUAUCAUGAAAGUGGCACAGAUCAGAUUAAUGUUAAUUAUCGUUAUAUGUAAUAUAUUUUUUUUUAUGUACACAGUGAAAACUCCCUUAAUGGACACCUUUAAAUAGCAGACAUAUUCUAAUAAUGGACAAUUUUUUGGGAAAGGGGACAUUUUUACUACUUAUUUAUAGGAAAACCUCUACAUAUCAAACACUCUAAAUAAGUGACACUUUUAGUGCUAGAUUUUGAUUAUUUUUAUCGUAAUUGUCUGAUAAGCUUAUCUUAUUGCAAUGUACAUUGCACAUUAAACAAAUAAAGAUGGGUUUUGUUGGCAGUAAAGGGCAUAAUAAAUUGCUUCUAUUGAGAUACAUAAUACUUCAUUGUUCUCCACCCUGUGAAAUAAAUAAUAACUUGACAUAUAAAUUGAGACUACAUGUUAAAUCCUUAAACAGGCUAAAGUAACUGAUUCUUUUUCUUAUAUAUUAGUUUUUUACCUUUAAUUACUUUUUCAUGAUUUAAAUAAUAAGUACAAAAGUACAAAUGACAUGCAAUUAAAUAAUUUUAAAUAUUUAUAAACAUACAAAAUAAUACAAAUAUAUAAGUACAAUUUUUUUUUAUAAUGUACAUUUUUUCAUUAAAUUCCUCCCCUUUCCUCACUCUAAAUAGCGGACAAAAUUUCGGCAACCAAGAAUUCUGGUAUUUAGAGAUUUCACUGUAUUUAACUAUU